AUGGGCCGAGGACUCGACCCCGUCUGGGAGUUCUACUACCGCAUCGACCAAGAUGUCCACUCGCUCGGUCUCAAAUCAAAGGCCAACACUGCCCACAACAACGGCUGGUGCAGGAACUGCGUCCGGGCCACGGUCAACCAGCUCCUCAACUGGCAACCUGACCACCAGCUUUUGGUAGAGGCUGGGAAUGAGGAGACUGCCCGAAGGUACAAAGCCAUGUCCGAGUUGACUCCCCUCACCGGCGUUCCCAGCCGCCUCCGAAGCCACCUCAUGAAGUGCCCUCAUUCACGACACGUCGAGAUCCCUCCCGCUUCCGUCCAGAAACGCAAGACCAAAGGUGGCGACGGCGCCUCUGGCAGCCGCCACAACUUGACUGGCACGCCCACCAAAGGGGGUAAAUUCACCGCCGAUGGGAGGUUUGGGGAAGAAGAGCAGGGCGAAUUCAACGUCCAUCUUUACCACCUCUUUGUCGCUCUCGAUAUCCCCUUUGAUCUCGUGAGCAACCCCACGCUUCAGCAAUUCGUCAACAGGUACAUCCCCGGUGCCGGCCUGCCCUCUCGCAGCCUCUUCUACACCCUUAAUGCGUCUCGCAGCAUGGGUUCUACCGCCCCCACGCUUUCCGCUGCUCAAGGUGCGACGGGAGGGUCGCCCGACUUUCAGGGUCUGGCAAAGCUCGCUGCCAACUUUGCGGCUGUACCAAUGGCGGGUGUAGGUGAACAGGAGACUGAGGAGGGGGAGAUGGCGUAUCAGCAGUAG
Cryptococcus amylolentus CBS 6039 is the source of this 756-nucleotide messenger RNA. RefSeq lists its product as hypothetical. Lineage: Eukaryota; Fungi; Basidiomycota; Tremellomycetes; Tremellales; Cryptococcaceae. The record is from RefSeq and is a predicted model, not a curated record. The coding region runs from base 1 to 756 and encodes 251 amino acids. The transcript has 2 exons.